Hippocampus comes (tiger tail seahorse) is the source of this 2850-nucleotide messenger RNA. RefSeq names its product RNA binding protein fox-1 homolog 2-like. Bases 768 to 2165 code for a protein of 465 amino acids. Gene Ontology annotation, molecular function: mRNA binding. NCBI's taxonomy places the organism in Eukaryota, Metazoa, Chordata, Actinopteri, Syngnathiformes, Syngnathidae. The record is from RefSeq and is a predicted model, not a curated record. Gene Ontology annotation, biological process: regulation of alternative mRNA splicing, via spliceosome; nervous system development. The transcript has 13 exons. Gene Ontology annotation, cellular component: cytoplasm; nucleus.
GAGAGCGGGGCCCAGAACCUCGAGACGAGCUGAGUUACAGAUCUCAGACCAGUCAUGAUUCCCAAAUCAUAGCUAAUAAUGGGAACCAAUCUGACCGUGGACCAGCCCACCCAGGCUCCCUCCUCACUAGGAGUUACGCCAAGUGGGAUUCAGACCGGAGGAAAUCGUGCUGGAGCCACAUCCACACUCCACAGCAGCCCACGGCUUGAAGAGGCACGGACAGAUUUAAGUGAAAACCUGGUAGGAGCGACACAAAGGUUUACUGAGAAAACCCACCAUAAGACGCGGCAGACAUUGAGACUCGGUGUCCGCGCAUUAGCUGUGGACAAUUUGGAACCUUUUUCUUUCUGUUCCUCCUCCUCGUAUAGCGAAAGUGCUCUCACGGAGCCACGUUUAUUCAGAGAGCUAGCGGAAUGUAUUGCUAGCGAGCUAGCUAAGGUUAGCUAGCUAAUUAGCUUGUCAGACAGACAAGAGUCGGACGUGUGGUCUUCACUAAAUUAGGUCACUUAUUUGGCGGCGUUUGACUUGAUGGAAAAAGCCGUGAUCGCUGUGCUUUAUCCAUUAUCCUGACACGGUCAUUAUGUUCCGCCUUGAGUAGUCUACGCCAGUAAGACACACAAUAAUUGCCUGAAUAGAUGAGUUACUAGAGUCACUUUCGUCUUAUUCAACCGAAUCCUUCGUUGAGGACAACGCCAAGAGGAGAAGGAAGGGGGAAAAAACGCAGCUCAACGUUUUUUUUUUCCUGAACGAAGACUCUCUGCUGUCCAAUGUUAAUGUCGACCGACGUUGCAUCUAUAAUGCUACCCGUUAGUCGGGGGAUAAUGGACCGAGAAAGAGACAUCGAUACGUCAGCGGUGCCGCAUACAAGCGCUGCCGGAGGUCCGGCGGCGGUCCGGGGGAUGAAGCGAGGAGACCCGGAGCCCGACGCUCUUGCAGCAGCAGCCCUGACUGACCUGACCGGGGCGGAGUGCAAAAGACCAAGGAUAGACGGCACUGGGAGUGUUAUUGGCGAGAUUGGACAGAACAAUGAGCCCUUAAAUCCUGGUUUCCAUGGAUACACGCCUCACAAUCAGGGGUCUCAGGAUUCAUCAGGAGCACAGGACGGUUUGGUGGCACCAGCCUUCGCAGCGUUCCCUCCUCCACCUCCUCCCCAGAAUGGGAUCGCUGGGACAGAAUUUGGCCCUGGGCCCAUGUUUGGUGCAGGGGGUCAAGGUACAGCUGAGGUAGGCCCUGGCGCUAAUGGGGACACCACCAGUCCCAUCAACAACAACAAUAUCAAGGCUGAGGACACCACCCAAGGGGAGGCAGCGGUUCAGUGUGGUACUGGAGGGACAGCAGCAGGAGGAUCUGGAGGAGACUCACCAGAGGCCAAAGGAACCCCCAAACGUCUCCAUGUUUCAAACAUCCCAUUCCGUUUCCGUGACCCAGAUCUCAGGCAGAUGUUUGGGCAAUAUGGGAAGAUUCUGGACGUAGAAAUUAUUUUCAAUGAGAGGGGCUCAAAGGGUUUUGGCUUUGUGACAUUUGAGACCAGCGCGGAUGCAGAGAAAGCCCGCGAAAAGCUCCAUGGCACAUUGGUGGAAGGUCGUAAGAUUGAGGUGAAUAACGCCACUGCCAGGGUGAUGACUAACAAGAAAAUGGUCAGCCCUUACCCUAACGGAGAGGCUCUGAGCACGCUGCCUUACGCAGGGUGGAAAUUGAGCCCAAUGGUCAGCGCUGUGUACGGACCGGAGCUCUAUGCAGUCCCAGGGUUCCCCUACCCUUCCGCGGCUGCAGCAGCCACGACAGCAGCCGCGGCGGCUGCGUUCCGUGGCGCUCACCUUCGCGGGAGGGGGCGGCCUGUCUACAGCGCGGUGCGGGCAGCCGUGCCUCAGCCUGCUAUUCCCGCGUACCCCGGACUAGUGUUUCAGGACUCAGUCCUUAGUCCCAGAUUGCCUCAGGGAGGCUAUCCUGCCGCCGCCGCCGCUGCCGCCGCCGCCGCUUACCGCUACACUCAGCCCGCGGCUGUAACCGGAGCAACUGCAGCAGCUGCCGCGUACAGUGACAGUUACGGCCGAGUUUACACGACAGAUCCAUACCACGCUUUAGCCCCUGCUGCCGCCGCCUACGGAGUGGGAGCCAUGGCCAGUUUAUACAGGGCGGGAUACAGUAGGUUUGCUCCCUACUAAAGCCACAAAUUACACCCGAGGAAUUUCUUGUCUCUCCAGAAGCCUUUUUUUAAGCUCUUUGUUUGGCAGACGCACCCUUCCAACUUUCUGCUGGUGGACUACAGUGACAACCUCCUCCUCCUUUUUUUUUUUCUUUCCCCCCUCCCCACCAUCUUUUUUUUCUAUUGGUAAGAGAGAUGGUUGCCACAUCAUCACUUCUUCUUUCCCCGUCUGUCUGACAAGGAUCUAACGAAAAAGCUCUUGGCACAAUUUCUGAACGCUAACGUUUUUAGAAACACUAUUGGAUCCGUUGGAAAGAAACUGCUCCUGCUUGAUCCUCCGCACGACACACUACAGCGUUUUCUCCAACUCCUCAUUAGAACCCACUCUCAAGUCUCUGUGCACCCAAUCCCACGGUGUCCUUCGGUGAUUGAGCUGCCACAAGAGCAGCAUCGCUCGUAAAAGCGACACUAAAACGCCAUCUUGAAGACAAGCGACGCCCCUCUGCCUUGGCACUGUGGCGCAUUCGUCAAGCUCAACCAACGCGGGAGCGUCCAACUGACAGGAAUUGCUCCUAUCCCCCAAAAAAAACACCAUCCAAAGCAUCAACUUAAAAUGCUCGAUUUUUGGUGGAAUCCCCAAAACGUUUCCAUUUCACCCCAGGGGGUACAAUGAUAUGUAAUGUCCAAAAAAAAAAAAAGUUUUU